Messenger RNA from Bursaphelenchus xylophilus (pine wood nematode), 680 nucleotides. The record is from the annotation of a GenBank genome assembly. NCBI's taxonomy places the organism in Eukaryota, Metazoa, Nematoda, Chromadorea, Rhabditida, Aphelenchoididae.
AUGCAAAGGAGCAAACUAGCGCCAAUAUUGGACAAGGCGUUGAGCAAAGGCAAGAAUGAGGUAACUGAAGAAUGAGUACCUUCUGCAAUCAUAGUUAUAAAUUAUAGGUCAAUCUGUCGACUUUUGCCUUUUUGUUCGCUGAGAUGGUCAGAUAUGCACAGGGAAAGUCAAAAUCAGUGCAAGAAUUGGAAGAAAACCUAGCAAAAUAUGGGAAAUUCGUGGGCGACAGGCUUCUGGAUAUUACAAUGUUGCGAGAGAAGGGCUACAAGAGAGAUACCAAACUAGUAAAUGCACUCAUGUUUAUCCGGGGCACCCUGUGGAAGAGUCUUUUUGGAGAGGAAGCUGAAAAAUUGGAAAGAAGUACUGAAAAUCCAUCUCAUUGUAAUGAUUAUAUUUAUGACUUUUUAAUCAUACUUUAGAUUAUUUGAUCGAAAAGGAAUCGCUUGUUAACGCAUUCAUAUCAUUGCCCAAAGACAAAGUCUCUUUGAACUGUGCCGCUUUCACUGCGGGAAUAAUCGAAGCCUUCUUAACUGUAAGUUUUAUUAAAUACGUGCAAAAUCUUUGAGGGCAACAAUUUUCCUUGCAAAGUCAGCGCUCAUUGGCACAUGGGAACGGCGUAUUUGAUAGAAUUUGAUCAAGAAGUAAUAAAUCGUGACAGUAAUCUUGUUGAAAACCGAUAG